AUGGUGAAGAUCGAGCCCUUUGCCGUCGAACAAUGGAUGGAAAAGUACGAGACGAGCACCACAUACAACAUCGCAGAGACGUGCUGCGCUUCGAUCUCCAUUGACGACCUGACGAACUUGUCGUCGGAAAAAUCAUCCAUCGACCCCCUCUCGCUCUCUACGAGGAAACUCACCUAUGGCGCCAUCAGGGGUUCGGAUGAGUUUCGGGGCCAUCUGUCCCACCUGUACUCCGUCAAGACGCCCACGCCGCUGCCAAAGGAGAAUAUCCUGAUCACGGCGGGAGCGAUCCAGGCCAAUUUUCUGCUCUAUUACACUCUUGUUGGUCCGGGAGACCAUGUCAUCUGCCACUAUCCCACCUACCAACAACUGUAUUCCGUUCCCGAGUCGCUGGGAGCGGAAGUGACCUUGUGGAAGGCGAAGCAGGACGAUGGGUGGGCAUUGGAUGUCAAGGAGCUGGAGAGCCUCAUCCGGCCGAACACCAAGCUCAUUAUUCUCAACAACCCUCAGAAUCCCACCGGUGCCAUCAUUCCCCGCUCCACUCUCGAAGAGAUUGUCGACAUCGCUCGUCGCCAGUCCAUCAUCAUUCAUGCAGAUGAGGUCUAUCGACCCGUCUUUCACUCCAUCUCGCCGGGGGAUCCGGAGUUCCCGCCUUCUGUGCUCUCCCUUGGAUACGAGCAUACGGUCGCGACCAGCUCGAUGUCAAAAGCCUACAGUCUCGCAGGGAUCCGGGUAGGCUGGAUCGCAUCCCGCAGCAAGGCCAUCAUUGACAGCUGCAUGGCCGGCAGAGACUACACCACCAUCUCCGUUGGACAGCUGGAUGACGCCAUCGCGAGCUUCGCGCUUGCGCCACACUGUAUACACAAUCUGCUGCGUCGGAAUAUCGACCUGGCCAAGACCAACCUCGGGCUGCUGGAGAAGUUUAUAGAAUCGCACCGGUGGGCCUGCGAUUGGGUCAAGCCCCGAGCGGGCACCACCGCAUUCGUGCGCUUCUCCAAGAUGGGUCGGCCCGUAGACGAUGUCGCCUUCUGUAAGUUCCUGAACGAAAAGGCCGGAGUGCUGUUUGUGCCCGGCAGUCUGUGUUUCGGCCGGGAUGGGGAUUUCAAGGGCUAUGUCCGGAUCGGAUAUGUGUGUGAAACAGAGGUGCUGGAGAAGGGCCUGGAGCAGUUGCGAGAGUUCAUGAAGAAGGGCUUUGAGGAAGUCCCUUUAGCGGAGUAG
Molecule: messenger RNA, 1215 nt
Organism: Rasamsonia emersonii CBS 393.64
Lineage: Eukaryota; Fungi; Ascomycota; Eurotiomycetes; Eurotiales; Trichocomaceae
Product: Aminotransferase
Exons: 3
Coding region: 1-1215 (404 amino acids)
Biological process (GO): biosynthetic process
Molecular function (GO): catalytic activity; pyridoxal phosphate binding
Source: RefSeq, a predicted model, not a curated record